CCCGCACCGCCUCCGGCUGCCGGGUUUGAGUAUCCCCGGUUCCUAGCAGGCAGCUUGGAUGUGGCCGCCGCCUCCUCCGGAGCCUGAAAGCCCGCGUAGCGUGGGCGAAGCCAAGGUGUCGCGGUCAAAUCAUCCAGGCACGGCCCUGCGGCAGCCCAGUCCCGUUCACGGCGUUCUGCUAGGGCACGGCUGUGAGGGAUUUACGCUCGGCUGUGACCACCGAGCCCCUGUCAAAGGCAGGCGCUGCACGGCGACUACAAAUCUGUGAUUCUUUAAGCUGUACCUGGACACCUCCCUGCAGAUGGGUUCCCGUGUGCGCACGGGUCUGCGAAACACUUUGGUGUGAGGAAACUCUCCAGCGUUUGAGGCGCAUUGCUUCAGUUCAAAGGAGCGCAACUUUGCGCAGCAAGACAUUCUCCUUCUGUAAGAUUACAGUUCCUGCACAGCAUUUGCACGAUUCAGCACUAUCGUAUUUCAUACGCUUUGUACUACGUUUCCCUAAACAGAGCCAGCGUUUACUGUGUCCUCAGAAGACCUCAAGAAAGCGUUUCAAGUGUUUAUUCAAGCAACAUCAACAGAGAUCAAGAGGAUUGUUUAUGUAGCUCACACUCCAUGCUGCCCCGUCACAUGCAGAGGCUGGGAAGAGACUGGAUCACCCACUGGAAUGGUUCUCAGAUACUCGCCUUGAACAGCCCAGUUUCCAGCUGUAUGAGAUGGGCCGGACACCAUCCCUGGGCCUCGUUUCCACCCCCUGUUCCAGGUGAUUUCUCAGCAAACUGGAGACUCCCUCCAUUUUUUGGGCCUUGGACACAAUUUCAGAACUCUAAUUGGCAGCUUGAUAACUUCACGCAAAGUUCUUGCUUUCACCUACCUAACCCCAGUAUGAAAUCUGAGGGAGAAGAGCCAUUGACAAAGAAGAGAAGACUCAGUGGCCAGCAUGAUACUUCAACUCCUGAAGAAGAAACAAACUCCUCCAAUCAGAAGGAAGCAUUGUGUCUUUCUGUAGCACAGAAUGAAGAAAAACAGAGCAGCAAGAAAGGAACUGUCAAAAGACAUUGGGAAUAUUUCUGUCAGCACAGUGGAACAAUGAAAAUCUUUGAAAAUAAAGAAACUGACCAAAGCAAUACGGAAAGUGAGGCAAAAUUUGAUUUUACAGUCAUGUCCUACAAUAUCCUCUCACAGAAUUUGUUAGAAGAUAACUCCCACCUGUACAAACACUGCAGGCAACGGUUGUUAAUCUGGACAUACAGAUUUCCCAACAUUCUACAAGAAAUCAAACAGCUGGAUGCAGAUGUACUCUGUUUACAAGAAGUCCAAGAAGACCACUACAGAACAGAGAUCAAGUCAAGUUUGGAAUCCCUGGGAUAUCACUGUGAGUAUAAAAUGAGGACAGGGAGAAAACCUGAUGGCUGUGCCAUUUGCUUCAAAACUUCCAAAUUUCGCCUGAUUUCAUCAAACCCUGUGGAAUUUUUUCGCCACGAUAUUCCACUCUUGGACAGGGAUAACGUUGGACUGGUGUUGCUUUUGGAGCCUAUACUUCACUGUAAAACUAAUGCUGCAAUCUGUAUAGCCAAUACACAUCUGCUGUAUAACCCAAGGCGAGGGGACAUCAAACUGACCCAGCUUGCAAUGCUCCUGGCAGAGAUUGCUAGUGUUGCCCCUCAGAAGGAUGGUACCUUCUGUCCAAUUAUUAUCUGUGGUGACUUCAAUUCUGUUCCUGGUUCUCCAUUGUACAGAUUUAUAAAGGAAGGAAAGUUAAAUUAUGAAGGACUUGCUAUAGGGAAGGUCUCUGGACAAGAACAGUUUCCAAGGGGACGAAGAAUCUUAUCUAUUCCAAUUUGGCCAAAAAAAUUAGGUAUUUCACAAAACUGUGUAUAUGAAAUAAAACAGCAACAAAAAGAAGAAAAUGCAGGAGAAAAAUUGGAAGCAGCAAAACUGGACAACACUCAGGAGAUUGUUAUAGCAUCUGAAAAGUUGUCUUCAAAAUUGCAGCAUCAUUUUAAAUUGUCUUCAGUAUAUUCUCAUUACUUUCCUGAAACUGGGAUACCAGAAGUAACAACUUGUCACUCCCGAAGUGCUGUCACUGUGGAUUAUAUCUUCUAUUCUGCAGCAAAUGAUGAUACUGCUGCCCAGCCAGGAGCAGAAGAUUCUGUUCAUGGAGGUCUGAAACUUCUUGGCAGGCUGGCCCUUCUAACAGAGAAAGAUCUUUGGACUGUUAAUGGUCUUCCCAAUGAAAAUAACUCUUCUGACCACCUGCCAUUGCUAGCAGAGUUCAGGCUUAUUGAACGGUAAUAUCCAAAGGACUUUUUGUGUAGGUAAAGUUACCUUCACCUUCUCUCUUUAUGUGAUUAUUUUUUUUUUUUUAAAGGUUAAUUCAAGCACUGCUGGUCCGGUUUAAAUAAGUUUGCAUGCAUGCUGAUUUGUUAGUGUUGUGUAGACUUUUUAAAGAGACUUUUUUUUAAAAAAACAUUUAAAUUACUUUAUGAAGUCUUUAAGGCAAAAAGAAAAGGUUUUACAUUAGCUUCCUCUUUGAUAAUGGAAAACAUCUGUGCCAGUCUCAAAAUGGCAUUAUUUUUCACAGAGAUGCUGUAAAUGGUUUUUAUUGUAAAUCAUAGUAAAAGUGAUUAUUCUCUGA
This is a messenger RNA of Haliaeetus leucocephalus (bald eagle), 2635 nucleotides long. RefSeq names its product angel homolog 2 (Drosophila) (gene ANGEL2). The record is from RefSeq and is a predicted model, not a curated record. Gene Ontology annotation, biological process: 3'-UTR-mediated mRNA stabilization. Lineage: Eukaryota; Metazoa; Chordata; Aves; Accipitriformes; Accipitridae. The transcript is spliced from 11 exons. Bases 613 to 2292 code for a protein of 559 amino acids. Gene Ontology annotation, molecular function: 3'-5'-RNA exonuclease activity; mRNA 3'-UTR binding.